AUGGCGACCAUCCCCGCUCCCUCGCCCGACAAGGCCCGCUCGAGCUUCGUCGUCAAGCUCCACCAACUGCUUUGUGCCGAGCAGCACCCCGAGUAUCUCCACUGGAUCAACAACGAUACGUUCGCCAUCACCAGCGUCGAGCCACACGCACGCCACGCCCUCUCGCCGCAGUGGGACUUUCGCUCCCUGUCGUCCUUCAUCCGCCAGCUCAGCUACUACUCGUUCAAGCGUCUCUCCGACCGGCGUCGUUCCGCCGAGCGCCGUUCGAGCGUCCCCUCGUUCAUCGUCUUCACGCACCCGUCGGGCAACUUUGUCCGCGAUGACCAGGCGAAGGCCGCUCUAAUCCAGCGCAAGCUGCGAGCGCGCAAACCCGCCCAGAAGCGCAAGAACUCGACGGCGUCGUCUGCUGGGACGGGCCAGGAGCAGGACUAUGGCGACCGCUCUCCUUCGCCGAACGACGGCAAUUUCGAGCUGUACGAGCACGAGGACGAGGCCAAGCCGAAUGUGAACGCGACGCAGCUUGGCCUCCAGCAGUACCAGCUCCCUGCGUGGAACGCGCUCGAGGCGCAGGGCCGCACGAUUCAUUCCUCACCGCGCACGAUUCCCGGAGCAGCGCCUGUCGCUUCCGUCGCGCCCCAUAUGCACCUCGCGUACGGUCCGCUCAAGGAGCAGGCACCGCCCUACGACACCGGUUACCCCUCGCCCAUGUCCGCCCCCUCCUCAAACGCCUUCUUCCCUGCGCAAGGUCGUCCGCACAGCUACUACCCAACAGCCCCGCCGCCCGAUCAAGCGUACUACUAUCCUCCGCCGUCGACUUCGCUGCCAAACACAAGCUCCUACGGCGCGUACCCCUCGAACGAGCUGCCGCCCAUCCGCACCGUCACCUCCGGCCUCGUCGCACCUCCUUCGCCUCCGCCCGAGCCAGCGUACCUGCAUCACCCCGCCACUCAGACCCGACCUCCGCACGACGACGAAGAAAAGACGCCUUCUCCGCUCGCUUCUCACGCGGCGAUGCAGCCGCAGCUCGCACCCAUCGAGCAACAACAGCCUCGGCUGAUGUACGACUCGAGUCCGCUGCGUCACGCGCCGGCAAACAUGCCCCCUCCGCACCCUCAUGCCGUCGACCCCGCCUACUACCCCUCCGCCUUCUCCCACCAGCCUCUCUACCAUCACGCCUACCCUCAGCCUCACGCACCUGCACCUUUCGACGCACGGCAUUACGCGCCUCACGAAUUUGCCCCGCCCAAAGCGUACUACCAGCCUGCGGCAGAAGGCGAGCCGCCGUCAGGCUAUCCUCCCUCAGCCGGACCGGCCGCCGCUCCCGUCGUCUCGCACGCAUGA
Molecule: messenger RNA, 1341 nt
Organism: Rhodotorula toruloides NP11
Lineage: Eukaryota; Fungi; Basidiomycota; Microbotryomycetes; Sporidiobolales; Sporidiobolaceae
Product: transcription factor
Exons: 4
Coding region: 1-1341 (446 amino acids)
Biological process (GO): regulation of DNA-templated transcription
Molecular function (GO): sequence-specific DNA binding; DNA-binding transcription factor activity
Source: RefSeq, a predicted model, not a curated record